Penicilliopsis zonata CBS 506.65 is the source of this 1768-nucleotide messenger RNA. RefSeq lists its product as hypothetical. Bases 72 to 1622 code for a protein of 516 amino acids. Gene Ontology annotation, biological process: ribosomal large subunit export from nucleus. Gene Ontology annotation, cellular component: nucleus; cytoplasm. The record is from RefSeq and is a predicted model, not a curated record. The transcript is spliced from 3 exons. Gene Ontology annotation, molecular function: ribosomal large subunit binding. Lineage: Eukaryota; Fungi; Ascomycota; Eurotiomycetes; Eurotiales; Aspergillaceae.
CGAGGGCAAAUUUUUCCAAGGUCCACGACCACUUCAUCUAACCAACUACGAAGCCGUUUUCCAGAUCUACAAUGGAGUUGGACCCCCCGAUGCCGAUGGCCCCGCUGGCCGACGCACAAUCGGCCGUGCCGACGACGCUUUGCUACAACUGCGGGGCUCCGUUAACAGGGACGACGCUGUGCAAUGACUGCAUGAAAUCAUCGGUCGACAUUUCCCAGGGUAUCCAACGCGAGGCGGCCCUCAACUACUGCCGUGACUGCGAGCGUUGGCUCCUCCCCCCCGCCAGCUGGACGGUCGCCGCUCUCGAGUCGCGAGAGCUGCUGGCACUCUGCCUGAAGAAAUUGAAGCGGUUGAAUAAGGUCCGGGUCAUCGAUGCGAGCUUCAUUUGGACCGAGCCCCAUUCUCGACGAAUCAAGGUCAAGAUCACGGUGCAGGAUUCGGUCAACGACGGCGUCAUCCUCCAGCAGAGCUUCGAGGUCACAUAUAUUGUUAUGGCUCAGCAGUGCCCCGACUGCGCCAAGUCGUACACGCAAAACACCUGGCGGGCGAGUGUCCAGGUUCGGCAGAACGUCCUGCACAAGCGCACAUUCCUCUACCUCGAGCAACUUAUCCUCCGCAAGAAUGCGCACCAGGAUACCAUCAACAUCAAGGAGGCCCGGAACGGUAUUGAUUUCUUCUUCGGGCAACGGAAUCACGCAGAGGCUUUCAUCAACUUCCUCAACACGGCGAUUCCCGUCGAGGUCACAAAAUCCCAGCAGAUCAUCUCCGAAGAUAUCCACACUUCGACCAAGUCGUACAAGUUCACGUACUCGGUGAAGAUCGUCCCGAUCUGCAAGGACGACCUCGUCGCGCUGCCGAUUCCGCUGGCCAAGCAACUCGGCAACAUCUCUCCGCUUCUGCUCUGCUCUCGGAUCGGUACCUCGAUCACCUUCCUCGACCCUAGCACGCUACAGGUGGCCGAUCUCAACUCGAAGAUCUACUGGCGCGCACCGUUCACGUCUCUCGCCGAGGCGAAUGACCUGGUGGAAUUUAUUGUUCUCGACAUCGAGCCUACCGGCCAGGCUCACGGAAAAUGGCAUUUGUCAGAGGUGACCGUCGCCCGGGCGACAGAUCUCAGUGGCGACAGCCAGUACUUCACGCGGACACAUCUUGGCAACCUGCUCCACCCCGGUGACUCCGUGCUGGGAUACAUGAUGACGGGGACGAACUUCAACAACUCGGAAUUCGACAAGAUCGAGCAGUCCAAGGCGUACGGGUCGACGAUCCCGGACGUGGUGCUAGUGAAGAAGCACUACCCGAACCGACAGAAGAAGAACCGGCGCAACUGGAAGCUGAAGCGGAUGGCGAAGGAUGAAGGCGAGCUGGUCAAGACGGACUUUGACCAGCGGCGCGUGGAGAACGAGUUCGAGAUGUUCCUGCGGGAUGUGGAAGAAGACGAGGAACUACGCGCCACGCUGGCCCUCUACAAGGAUAACAAGAUCAAGCAGAGCCGCGAUCGGGAUGCCAUGAGCGUGGCGGACACGGAUAUGUCCGAGGGCGACGGGGUUCCCAAGAUCAAUAUGGACGAGUUGCUGGAUGACUUUGACGAUCUCGAUAUUGAUGACGACAUGCAAGAGGAGUAAAGAAGAAAGAAGAAAGAAAUAAAAAGAAGGAUACGGAUAUGGAUAUGGAUAUGGAUACCCCAUGAUAGUUAGUUACCAGUUACCUAUACAUAUUCAGAAUGACUUAUGCAACAACGAGACGAAAAGCAUCUUCAAUGAAUCGGCUU